GUGAACUCUUGCUCCACGGAACCUUUGGUCCUCGGAGUAAACUCCUAAAGCCCCAUCAUAUUGGUAUCAGACCACGAGAUGCGGUUCAAUCGCUCCCCUUGGCUGGCCAUGUCCAUCUUUCUUCUGAUUUCCCUCUGUCGAUCCCAAACGCACAAUUUCAGUUCAUUACCUAGUUGCGCUCAAAACUGUGUGAAGGACACCUUCGCAAGCACAACAUGUCAUCCAUUAUCGAGCUCCGGCGCAUCCUGCGCCUGCCGCGAUACUGCCACCUUAGACAAAGCUAGCGACUGUAUCGCAACAUCAUGCGGUCGCAAGGACCAACUGAGCGCACUCAACCUGACCUUCAGGGCUUGCACCAACAAGACAGCGCGCGACAGAUCAACCAGCUAUCGCCACAUCAAUGUCGCCUUCUACAUCUUAGCCAUUCUAGCAAUGGGCACUCAAUGGUUGGUGCGCUUCAGUGUCGGGCGACUCCACUGGCUAGACGAUGGCAGUUUGGUCAUGGUUCUAGCUGUGGACACUCUUUUAUUUGUAGUCUGCUACAAGAUGUCUUGGACAGGUCUGGGUCGCGAUAUAUGGAAUGUGCCUUUCGAGCAGAUCACUAUCACGCUGUUGCAUUUCUGGGUCAGCGAAAUCGCGUAUUUCUCCACCCUCGGCUUUGUCAAGAUCUCUUUCUUGCUCUUCUUUCUGCAGAUUUUCCCUGAGAAGCGCUUCAGGCGAACCGUAUGGACCGUGAUCUGGCUCCAGAUUGCAUCGAUAAUCGCGUUUGACUUAGCCGCUACCUUCGUCUGCACGCCCAUCAGCUUCGCGUGGGAGCGAUGGGACGGAGAGCAUACCGGAAAGUGCAUCAACAACAAUGCGCUUGCCUUUACGCAUGCCGCACAUUCCAUACUUACUGACUUCGUCACCUUAUCGCUGCCGAUCACGCAAAUUUGGAACUUGCAUCUAGGACUGAAGAAGAAGAUUGGCGUGCUUCUCAUGUUCAGUGUUGGAGCUUUCGUCACUGUCGUCUCGAUGCUUCGUCUUCGAUCCCUCGUUCACUUUGCCAACACCACUAAUAUGACAUGGGACUACCUCGAAGCCAGCCUGUGGUCGGUCAUUGAAUGCCAAGUUGCCAUUAUCUGCACCUGUAUGCCUUCAAUCCGGCUCGGUCUUAGUCGCCUCUUUCCAAAUAUCAUGGGUAGCACAAACCAUUCUACAGCAAAGGAUACCGGAGCUCCAUCCAGACGCAGCCACGCGCUCACCGCUUUCAGUGGGCUUACUGGCAAUGAAAUCAAUGUACAGACUACGUUCAAGACCAGCCACAUGAAGAAGGGCCAGACGAACGACGAUGAGAGAAGCUUUGUACAGUUGGUUGAGAUUGAAGGAGACUCGAAGAGCGUGAAAACCUCUGCCAGCUAGGUUAGCUGAGUAUUACAUUUUAUCUGGGUGAGGAGGGAGGGAAACAUUUAGUUACACGCUAUCGUGCAUCACAAAAGCGACGAAGUUCGCAGAGAAAACGUUGGACUUAUUUUAUAAAAGACCCUCCUGUAAUGACUCACAACUCUGCAGACUGCGCGGAAUCUUCUUUUCCAGUACAUUCCGCACAUUUCA
Messenger RNA from Didymella exigua CBS 183.55, 1593 nucleotides. RefSeq lists its product as uncharacterized. The transcript has 4 exons. The record is from RefSeq and is a predicted model, not a curated record. Lineage: Eukaryota; Fungi; Ascomycota; Dothideomycetes; Pleosporales; Didymellaceae. Bases 79 to 1401 code for a protein of 440 amino acids.